AUGGUUUGCUACGACAUUGUCGGCAAAAGCAACGACAAGCCACUAUGGCGACCGUUGGCUCACAAAUUCUCUACCCUCGUUCUCAGAAGACGAUCAAGUAAACGCGAUGCCAGAGACGCCAACGAAAAGGCACAAGAAACACCAGCAAACUUCAAACCACUCGAAGUUCGAUCCAAUGUUCUCGAAGGUCUCCACGUCCCCAAUAGUUGGCUCGUCGAGUCACCCUCGGCCAACUCUCAAGACAAGUUGACACUCCCCGCAAUUAAUCUUUCAGAGUCACAAAAGUCACCACGAUCGCGUGGGUUUGGCCUCUCCAAAGACAAAGAUUCAUCACGACCAUUCUCAAUUGGAGAUAUCUCUGGAUUGUUAAAGACGGAAUCAGAUCGCGCCUCGGCCCUGGCAAGCUUGACUGCUACCGACUCAGCACCCAAAGAACAGAGCGUCCUAGAUCGUGGACGACCGGUCGAAGCUCGGCAUUUAAUACAUCAACCUGUCCGAGGCACAAAGACCAAUCGCAAGUCACUCCCAUUGGAGUUGAUGUUCACAGCUCCAGUACGCAACGAAGGCCAGACCUCCAAUACCCCAGACGAAGACUCUACGACAAAGAUUGACAUCGCUUCUCCUUCGUCCUUCCACGAAUCGUCGCCUUGGGCUGCAGAACACAGGCGACGAUCCACCAUCCGAAUUGUCAGCCGAUCACCUACACGAGCCGAUGAGACAAAGAUUGAUACGAUUUCUACGACUACCACCACUACUACCGACGAACUUGAACGUCGACCCAGCCAAUCGAUCCCCAGAAAGCCCGUCGCUUCAGCCCCCAGCACCACAUCAUCAACAACAUCAGCACCAGAGCCCACACGCACAUCAUCUAUAAGAAGUAACAACACCGAUGCCCCGUCAUAUUCCACGUCAGUCACGAGACUCAAAGCUAAACAACCAUCCAAGCUGAGCGAUCGUCUCUCAUGGAUCAAGAACUUGGAGGAGAAGAACAUCGACAGACCGAACAAGGAUCUGGCCCAACUACCUAAGCGUGCUGGUACCGUCUCGGACAAGCUGGCCAUGUUUGAGAAGAAGAACAUGUCCAGUACGGCAAACAAGCAGCACUUGCUUGCCCCAGCACGCACAUACUCCAGCAGCCACUCGAGCACGCACUCGAGCAGCUACAACUCAGCCCGUGGCCGAGAGAGCAUCUUUUCCACAGACAGCAACGCGGGCGUGUCGUCGACGCGGACCUCGAUUGACACGACGCACCGUACUUCGUCAGUGAUGAGUUACUACGAUGACACCUUUCGACAGAAGCUUGAGUCGCUAGUUGCCCAGGAGCCUGCUGCUACUCAGGAGGAGACUGAAAAGACCGAGGAGACCAAGACUGAAGAGAAGGAAUAA
Fusarium poae is the source of this 1386-nucleotide messenger RNA. RefSeq lists its product as uncharacterized. NCBI's taxonomy places the organism in Eukaryota, Fungi, Ascomycota, Sordariomycetes, Hypocreales, Nectriaceae. The transcript has a single exon. Bases 1 to 1386 code for a protein of 461 amino acids. The record is from RefSeq and is a predicted model, not a curated record.